Gekko japonicus is the source of this 1296-nucleotide messenger RNA. Its product is annotated as zinc finger protein 239-like. Bases 1 to 1098 code for a protein of 365 amino acids. The transcript is spliced from 3 exons. Gene Ontology annotation, molecular function: DNA-binding transcription activator activity, RNA polymerase II-specific; RNA polymerase II cis-regulatory region sequence-specific DNA binding. NCBI's taxonomy places the organism in Eukaryota, Metazoa, Chordata, Lepidosauria, Squamata, Gekkonidae. The record is from RefSeq and is a predicted model, not a curated record. Gene Ontology annotation, biological process: regulation of transcription by RNA polymerase II. Gene Ontology annotation, cellular component: nucleus.
AUGGUGCAUGAGAGGACUCAUAUAGGAGAGCGAAGAUAUAAGUGCUCGCAGUGUGGGAGAACGUAUCCUUGUCUCAUUGACUUCCGCAUGCACCGGAAGAGCCACGCAGGAGAGAAGCCCCAUGGACGUCCCUCGGAUGGUGUCAGAGGCUCCAGUCGGAAUGCCCCCCUGCCCCCGCACCGAGGAUCUGGUCUGGCAGAGAAGUUUGGCUUUGAGAGCAGCGAAGAGGACGAGGGGCCGGGGAUCUCUGCCCAGGAAGCCCAAGCUCAGGCCCUCCCACAGCAGGACCCCCGGAGAACCCAGACAGGGGAGAAACCUUUCGAAUGCUCAGACUGUGGAAAGAGAUUCAGUCACAAAGGCCUUCUUCAAGUGCAUCAGAGAACCCACACAGGGGAGAAACCUUUUGAGUGCUCAGAGUGUGGGAAGAGAUUCAGUUGGAGUACCAGUUUUCUACAGCAUCAGAGAACCCAUACAGGGGAGAAACCUUUUGAAUGCUCAGCAUGUGGAAAGAGAUUCAGUCAGAGAUGCCAACUUCAGUUGCAUCAGAGAACCCACACAGGGGAGAAACCUUUUGAGUGCUCAGUGUGCAAAAAGAGAUUCAGUUGGAGUGGCCAACUUCAGCAGCAUCAGAGAACCCACACAGGAGACAAACCUUUUGAAUGCUCAGCAUGCAGAAAGAGAUUCAGUCAGAGUGGCCAUCUUCAACGGCAUCAGAGAACCCACACAGGGGAGAAACCUUUUGAAUGUUCAGAGUGUGGAAAGAGAUUCAGUGAGAGUAGUAGUCUUCGGAAGCACCAAAGAACCCACACAGGGGAGAAGCCUUUUGAAUGCUCAGAGUGCGGAAAGACAUUCAGUCGGAGUGGCAGUCUUCAGCGGCAUCAAAGAACCCACACAGGGGAGAAGCCUUUUGCAUGCUCAGAGUGCGGAAAGAGAUUCAGUGAGAGUGGCAAUCUUCAGCAGCAUCAAAAAACCCACACAGGGGAGAAGCCUUUUGAAUGCUCAGAAUGCAGAAAGAGAUUCAGUCACAGUGGCCAUCUUCAACGGCAUCGAAGAACCCACACAGCGGAGAAACCUUUUGACAGCUCAGAGUGUGAAUAGAAAUUCAGUACCAGUGGCCAUCUUCAACUGUGUUGAAGAAGCCACACGGAGGAGAACCCUUUUGAAUGCUCAAAGCAUGGAAAGAGAUUCACUCAAUUUGACACUUUUCUACUGCAUUGAGGAUCCCACACAAGGAGAAACGAUGUAACUGCUUAGUCAUGAAAAUAGCUUUUCUCCUAUUUCACACCUGAAAAACAA